AUGGCGGAUCCUCCACUUGGGAGGCAGCCUGUACAACUACAACAACGCCCGUCUACCGCUCCGAGCGUCCGCUUGAGCUGUGAGAUGUGUCGCCAGCGUAAGGUUAAAUGUGACAAACUUACCCCCUGCACGAAUUGCCAGCGACUCGGUACCGUGUGCGUCCCUGUUCAGCGCCCGCGACUGCCUCGAGGCCGUGUCCGACGGGCAGCUGAAAGCCCUUCAGAAUCGGGUGCAGCUUUGAAGGACCGGGUAGCCAGGAUUGAGCAGCUCCUUGAAGAGCUCCUCAGGAGAAAUAAAGGGAUUGAUGUAUCCAACCACGAGCCCCAGUGUCACGAUGGGAUCGACCAGGAAUCGGGGUCGGAGGCAAGGAGGACCGUCGUCGGCCCCCCAGCCACCAACAGAAAUGUAGGUGCACAGAAACCUGAGAUGUAUCUGGGUAGUACUUUCUGGGAAGAUCUCUUACAUCAGACUAGAAAUGUACAAAAUGCCACGGACCGCCCUUCAGAGGGCCAGAGGCCCCCAUUGGGGCCCACUUCCGAUUAUGGCACGGCUUUGUUGGGCCCCGUUAGCCCUCAUAGCCUUCCUGGCUCCAUGGCUUCGGUCCCGCGGGUGCGGGAGCUCUUGUGUCAAGUAUUCUUGGAUCGGGUGGAUCCUGUCUUCAAGAUUCUUCAUAGACCAUCCCUUCGUGAAUUCCUGCAAGAAGGCAAACCCUACCUGAAUUAUGACCCCGGGCAUGCUGCACCUGGGGCACUUGCCUGUGCCGUUUGCUAUGCCGCAGUCUGUAGCCUCGGCAACGAGGACUGUCGGUCUAUGUUCGGAGAGAAGAAAGAAUUCGUCACUGCAAUGUGCCAAAGAGAGACAGAAGCGGCGCUGGUGACGGCGGAUGUUGUUACUACCAAUGACUUGACUGUGUUGCAGGCCUAUGUUCUCUCGCUGGUUUCCGCUCGAUUACUAAACCAGGGCAGGCGAGUAUGGACCAUGUUGAGCAUGGCCCUCCGUGUAGCCCAAGCACUAUCGCUCCAUUAUACUGAUCCCCCUUUCCCAGUCCGGCCGUUUGAGCGGGAAUUGCGCAGGCGUUUAUAUCAGGCGAUUGGUCUCCUUGAUGUUCAGGCUUCCCUAGACCGUGCAUCUGAACCAAUGAUGCAGGCGGUUUGGCUGGAACCCCAUACACCAUCUAACGCCAAUGACGACGAUAUUAGGUUCGAUAUGGAGGAACCGGUACAGGCAUCCGAUGAGUUUACCGACACCACAUUUACGUUGAUACUCGCAAAGGCCCAAUAUGCUCUAAGGUCGCUGAAUUUCUCGGAUUUCUCAGAGCCGGGAGUGAAGUACAUGCAUUUACGGCAACAAGUUGUGCGAGACUUUCAGCAGACAGCGUCAAAUUUACUUUGUAAAUGCCAACCAGAUGCGAUAGAUUUCCACUGGUUCACCUGGAAGUCGGCUGAAUGCAUCCAUGCCUCAUUGCAGCUAAUUGCUCUGCGGCCUUUACAGCGGAAUGCCAACUUCACGCCUCCGCAAGUCAAAGAGCCGGCUGGUCUUUUGAACCUAGCUGCGAAUGUUGUUCAGAAGACUCACGAACUUAGUACCGAUCCUCGUGGCCAUCUCUGGGGUUGGUUCGAAAGCAUUUUUGCCCCAUGGCACGCACUUGCAGUCGCCAUCGCGGAAAUCUGCGUUUGUGAUGAUCCGUUGCGGAUGGAGAAAUACUUCCCCAUAGUGGAGAAAGGUUAUGAUCGAUUCAGCAGUGUGGUGACCGACUCCCAGCAACGAAUGCUAUGGGGCCCCAUGGAAAAUAUCAUGAGUCGAGCGCGCAGCAAGCGCCAUGAGCUGCUAGAAACCGUUUCCAUCGCAGCUGAGAAGCAUGCACAAUUGCAUUUCCCAACAGCAGCGACAGAUUUAUCGCAGCAGCCCUCUUUCUCCGGAAACGACUUGCAGCCGCAACUAUCUUUUCCUCUUAUUGUGGGCCAGGAAAGCAGCGGCCAGGAGCAAAUGGUUUCUUCCAUGGGUUUUCCGGAGCCCUGCAACUGGCUGGAUCCGUGGCCAACUAUGUGGGAUGAGAUUGACCCUGGAUAUGGCGGUAUCGACAAUCUUCAAAAUAGCUCGUGGUCUAAUUACGAGAUGUUCAUUGAAGGCAUAUAUGAGAGCAAUGAAGCCAUGCCGAUCCUUGGUUAA
Messenger RNA from Monascus purpureus, 2169 nucleotides. Lineage: Eukaryota; Fungi; Ascomycota; Eurotiomycetes; Eurotiales; Aspergillaceae. The record is from the annotation of a GenBank genome assembly.